GGGACGCUCCGGGCCGGCCAUGGUGCGGCUGCACGUCAAGCGCGGCGGCGAGAGCCAGUUUCUGCUGGAGGCGCCGGGCAGCACCCGCCUGGCCGAGCUGGCGCCGCUGGCCGCCCGCAUCCACAACGGGCGGCUGAAGGUGCAGCGCCUGUGCUCAGAGAUGGAGGAGCUGGCAGAGCAUGGUAUUUCCUUACCUUACAACAUGCAAGGACUGACAGAUGAGCAGAUCGAAGAGCUUAAGUUAAAGGAUGAGUGGGCAGAGAAGUGUGUCCCAAGUGGUGGAAGCGUCUUCAGGAAGGAUGAAAUGGGGCGAAGAAAUGGAUUUGCUCCAAAUGAAAAAAUGCAGCAAGUUAUAAAGAAGACAAUAGAAGAAGCCAAGGCGUUAAUCUCUAAGAAACAAGUUCAGGCCAAUGUGUAUGUUGAUAUGGAGACGGUCAAAGAUGCCUUGGAGCAGCUCCGAGGGGCUGUCACGAUUGUGUAUCCAAUGGGAUUGCCUCCACAUGAUCCAAUUAGGAUGGAGUUCGAAGAUAAAGAAGACUUGUCAGGAACUCAUGCUGGAACUGAAGUUAUAAAAGAAUCAGAAGCGCAGUUAUGGUGGGCCGGAAAGCAGUUAGAAGAAACAAAGUUGCUCUCUGACUAUGUAGGCAAAAAUGAGAAAACAACCAUCAUUGUCAAGAUCCAGAAAAAAGGACAAGGAGCUCCAGGGCGGGAGCCUGUGAUCAGCCAUGAAGAGCAAAAAGAGAUGAUGCUGUACUACUACAGGAAGCAGGAGGAGCUGAAGAAACUGGAGGAGGAGGACGACGACUCGUUUCUAAAUGCUGAGUGGGCAGACAACCAUGCUCUGAAAAGGCAAUUUCACGGUGUAAAAGACAUCAAAUGGGGUCCAAGAUGAAGGUCUGCAAACCCCUUCUUAAGCUGCUUGGUUGAUGCACUUGUUUGCAGCAAGGAGUUGUGUUGUGUGUGGUAGAUUCUUCUGACAGCAGCUGAAAUUGUCACUUCUGUGACCUUAGAUGUUCAAUAAAUGUUCGUAUUUCUCUUGACUGCAGCAGCACUUUCCUCUGCAAAGAAAUGAACAGAUUCUCUUGACGUUUGGUAUUUUAUUAGAGACUUGUAAUUUGGAUAUGGGAAUGUCAAUCUGUUUCAUAGAUAAGAGAUGUAGUAAAUAUGCACUGGAAUGUU
Messenger RNA from Serinus canaria (Common canary), 1179 nucleotides. RefSeq names its product cilia and flagella associated protein 298 (gene CFAP298). The record is from RefSeq and is a predicted model, not a curated record. Bases 20 to 892 code for a protein of 290 amino acids. Gene Ontology annotation, biological process: regulation of cilium movement. Lineage: Eukaryota; Metazoa; Chordata; Aves; Passeriformes; Fringillidae. The transcript is spliced from 7 exons.